Molecule: messenger RNA, 219 nt
Organism: Lachancea fermentati
Lineage: Eukaryota; Fungi; Ascomycota; Saccharomycetes; Saccharomycetales; Saccharomycetaceae
Source: the annotation of a GenBank genome assembly
AUGCCAAGAGCAAGAAAAGGUGCCUUGGUACAAUGUGAUCCGUCUAUAAAAGCGCUAAUUGUUCAAAUUGAUGCAAACCGAAAUGACAUCAUAUUGGAGGAACUCGAUGAUACGCACCUCUUGAUUGAUCCCACGAAGGUCGAUUUCAUAAAGACAGAACUCAACAGAUUGUUAUCGCAGAAUAUUUAUGAUCCAUUGGAUGAGGAAGACAAUCCGUGA